This is a messenger RNA of Mucor mucedo, 1256 nucleotides long. Its product is annotated as porphobilinogen deaminase. The transcript has 3 exons. Gene Ontology annotation, molecular function: hydroxymethylbilane synthase activity. The coding region runs from base 79 to 1068 and encodes 329 amino acids. The record is from RefSeq and is a predicted model, not a curated record. Gene Ontology annotation, cellular component: cytoplasm. Gene Ontology annotation, biological process: heme biosynthetic process. NCBI's taxonomy places the organism in Eukaryota, Fungi, Mucoromycota, Mucoromycetes, Mucorales, Mucoraceae.
AGAAGGUUUGAGCUUUCUUGUUUGUUCCUUGUUUUAUUUGAAUUAUCAUACAAACCCUCCACUCUCAUACAUUACACUAUGGUUAAUACAGUAGAACAAACUAGAAGAAUCAUUCGUAUCGGUACUCGCAAAUCUCAACUUGCUCUUGUUCAGACCGAGAUUGUCAGAAACUGUCUUCAAACAACUUUUCCUCAUUUUGACUUUCAAGUAGUGUCCAUGUCGACCACUGGUGAUCGCAUUUUAAACAUUGCUUUAAGCAAAAUUGGAGAAAAGUCUUUAUUCACAAAGGAACUUGAGGUUGCUUUAGAGGAUGGUAGAGUCGAUUUGGUAGUACAUAGUUUAAAGGAUUUGCCUACAGUCUUACCCGAUGGUAUGUAUUUGGGUGCUGUUAUGGAACGUGAGGAUCCAAACGAUGCUUUGGUUCUCUCACCAAAAUACAAAGGUCACACCCUUGCUUCUUUACCUGCUGGUUCUGUGGUCGGAACUAGCGCUCUUCGUAGAGUGGCUCAAUUAACUCGCAAAUAUCCCCAUUUGGUUUACAAGGAUGUUCGUGGAAAUCUUAACACUCGUUUAGCAAAAUUAGAUGAUCCUGAGGGUGAAUAUGCUGCCAUUAUCUUGGCUGUUGCAGGUUUAGUGCGAUUAAACAUGGCUGAUAGAAUUUCAAAUGUGAUUCCUUCAAAUGAUUCAUUACACGCUGUGUCACAAGGAGCUUUAGGUAUUGAAUGCCGUGGCAACGACACUCAAACUAGAGAUCUAUUAGAUGUUCUUAACCAUCAUCCCACUCGUAUAAUGUGCUUGGCUGAGAGAUCUCUCAUGCGCAAAUUAGAAGGUGGUUGUAGUGUACCGAUCGGUGUGAACUCAAGUCUGGAAAACAAGAAGUUGACUUUACAUGGCCUGGUUGCUAGUUUAGAUGGACAACAAAUGGUUGAUUUCGAAGAUUCAAUCUCUUUAGAAGAAUCCCAAUCUAACGAACAAGACUUAGCAUUAGCCGCUGAAUUAGGCAUUAAGGUAGCCGAUGAACUUGUCAAAAGAGGAGCCGAUGUCAUUUUAGAAGCAUUGGCCCAUUAAUCUCAUUACUGUAACUACACCCCUGAAACCACAUUUUUUUUUUCGCAAUUCCCGCUUUAGUGGAACCUAAAAUUUAAUAGCUUGUUUUGCAAGCCAUCUACUUAUAUUCCUUUUUUCUUUCCCUUACUCUAUCCUUUUGUAUUUUUAAAAAUAGGUAAAAAAUAAACAUAAUCAUUCAUACAAAUCAA